AUGGUAUCUGCACAGUCCCCCACGGGGUCGCCGGCGAGCGACGCCGCCCAAAUUACGUCCGCACCACCCCCGCACGCUACUGCAGGGGCCACCCAGCCGUCGCCCUACCCACUUGGUACUGGUUGGGGCGGCUACCCUCACCCGUUCGCGGCCUGCCCCAGGUCGCCGGCGAGCGUUGCCGCCCACCUGGCGUUGGCGCUGCCCCCGUGCGCUGCUGUGGGGGCCACGCAGCUGCCGCCUCACCCACCUGGCGUGGGUGGGGGUGGCCCGUCUAACAUGUUCGCGGCCGGCCCCAAGUCGCCGGCGAGCGAUGCCGCCAACCUGGUGUCGGCGCCGCCCCCGCACGUUGCUGCGGAGGCCUCGUAG
Bacillus rossius redtenbacheri is the source of this 366-nucleotide messenger RNA. RefSeq names its product homeobox protein Hox-A13-like. NCBI's taxonomy places the organism in Eukaryota, Metazoa, Arthropoda, Insecta, Phasmatodea, Bacillidae. The transcript is spliced from 2 exons. The coding region runs from base 1 to 366 and encodes 121 amino acids. The record is from RefSeq and is a predicted model, not a curated record.